AGGACGACAGCUCCAUAGUGUACCGACAGAAGAGGAAAGCCAUCAAGAACCCAAACUACCGCUGGACCAAUAAGGUCAUCCCUUACCGCAUCGCGAGCGGCGUGUUCACGUCACGUGACAGAGGGGAGAUCAACAAGGCCAUCGCCGAGUGGCAGAGGUACACCUGCAUCUCCUUCCGCCAAGCCUCCAGAAACGAAAACAACUUUGUUUACUUUGACAACGGAAGCGGAUGUUACUCCUACGUGGGGAUGGUCGGCGGCUCGCAGACUAUUGGUCUUGCUGGCGGCUGUCGUCAGAAAGGCGUCAUCGUCCACGAGAUUGGCCACGCCGUCGGCUUCCACCACGAGCAGAACCGACCAGACCGCGACAACCACGUGAGGAUUCAAACCCGGAACAUCCCUCCCAGCGUGCGCUACAACUUCAAGAAAUACCCCUGGUCCGCGGUGGAGGUCUUCGACGUCCCUUAUGACUACAGGAGCGUCAUGCAUUACGGUGGCCGCGCUUUCAGCCAGAACGGAGACUACACCAUCAAGACAGUCAACCCAGCUAUGCAGAACGUGAUCGGAAACAGACAGGGGCUGAGUUUUUACGACGUCAUGCUGGCCAACAGAAUGUACAAGUGUAGCGAGCAUUGCGAUAGGUCAAAGAUCACGUGCCCUAGAGACUCCUACCUGGGUAAGGAUUGUAAGUGUUACUGCAAAGGUACACCCGUCCGUGUGUGUGAUGGCACCACGACCGUUACACGUAAACCAGGCGUGGUGACCACGCCCACUCCUCGACCCACCUCCAGGCCCAGCUGUAAGGAUAUGAACCCCAACUGCUUGGCUUGGGCCCGCGCUCCCCAGGGCUACUGCCGCACCAACACGUAUGUGAAGACCUACUGCCGCGUGUCGUGUGGUACGUGUGAUGGCGGAGAUGGAAAGGGCGAGGAGACGUGUAGAGACGAGAAGGAGCACUGCGCCUACUGGAAAGGUCAAGGGUACUGUAAGGGAGUUUACGAGGCGGCCAUGAAGAACAUCUGCUCCAAGACCUGUGGCUUCUGCCGACCCCGCCUCACCUCCACCAACGACAAGCUUAGCGGCGGUAACGGGGAUAACGGGGUGGGCGCCCACGCUCCUAUGGCGUUCCUUGUCGCGGUAAUGGUCUCCCUUGUCAAACUCUUCUCUCAGUAAGGUAGAAUGAUCUCCCUUGUCAAACUCUUCUUCCUGAAAGGAAGAAUGAUCUCUCUUGUUAAACUCUACUCCUCGUAAGGUGUUUCGGUAAAAUUGAUAUUCUUUUUCGAGUCUGUGACAUUAUGCUAUCAAAUGUGUUUAACAUAUAUGUAUAUUAUGCAAUUAAUGACUAACUAUAUAAUAUGUAAACUAUUUUAUUGAAUGAAAGGCAGACCAGAAUGAAGUGUACUUUUUGCAAGAGGAAUAUCUGUUCUUUAUAUAAUUCUUGGUUAUUUCUGGAACAUGAUAAGUUAUUUUACCUAUUUAUCUAUUGGUAUUCUCGUUUGAUGUUACAUAUCGUGAUGUGUGAAGAGGGGGAGGGAGACAGGGAUUUGGGGGGGGGGGGGUAGUAUAUAUGGAGAACCAUAUCGUGAAGUGUAGCGAGGGAGGGAUGGAGGGACGGAUGGUGGAAGGGGAAGAGGUAUAGAGGGAGAAGUAGAGCUGUGUCUAGUUUAUACAGUAGUGCUGGCGCUGCUGUGACCUUUCAGCCUCUAUGUGGUUAUAGUUGUAUGGGUUUUUAAUUAAUUAACGCCCCUGUGUAAAGUAAUACAACAUGAGGAACCUCCAGAUUUAGCGUUCAUCACCAAUAGGAUCUAGUCAAGUGGGCGAAAGGAAAAGCUUUGGGAACAAAUAGUAUAGAUUGUGAAGCGCAUAGAGCUUGCUGUUGAGCGGGGAUUUGCGCUAUACAAAUGCUAUCUUUUACUGUUAAUAAAUUAAACAAGUCAAGUAUUAGGACGUUUUUUUUUUCUCUUAAGAAUUCGAACCGGGGAGUAAAGUUAAGGAGUUCUUUUUUUUAACGAUCAUAACCGUUUUCAACUCUGCACUUUCGCUAAUUUCGAGAUAAUACUGGUAUGGAUUUCACUCCAGAGAAAUGGAGAGCAUGAACGUCUAUUCAUUUGUGACGAGACCUUGCAGACUUGAGGAAAACACGGAGUUGGUUAAUGAAAGAAACUCUUGAGUUUUAGAGGGCGCCCCCCCCCUCCCUCCCUCCCUCUUCUUUCGGUAAAUGUACCGCUAAAGACAAAUAGUAAGAUAAGGGUUCCGUGGGUUCCGUGGGUUCCGUGAAAUGAUUACAUGUACAGUACUGUGGUCGCUGACUCCAAUUGAGGGUUGUGAGCUGCAAGCCAGCUUUAUUACCUUACGUCUUGUUGCUGUCGUUGCUGUUGUUGUUGUUGUUGUUGUUGUUGUUGUUAUUGUUGUUGUUGAUGAUGUUGUCGUUGUCGUUAUUGCUGCUGCUGUUGGAGUAGCUGGCGAUUUGUUAUUGUUUGUAUCACACUUAUCACAGUUUCUGUCUUUUUUUUCUGGUGAAUUUACUGUGUUAAGACGCGUGUGUGCGGAAAUGAAAAGUAUUUAUUUCUUCGUUUCAUUCAUUCAAAGAACAUAAUAAUAUUAUAGUUUUCUCAUUCAAAAUCAUUUGAUCAUAUGACGUCAGGAAUUUCACCUUUCAGGGAACAAUACAUGUAGAAAUGUUCUAAAUGUUAUUAUCGUCAUUAUAUAUGUGAUAGAAAUAAUUAUCUACUCGUUAUUAUUUGAAUAUUCCUAUGGAUGCCAUUCACUGUAUUUUUCUCCCAUGUGUUUCAAGAUUAUUUUUAAAAAAUGAAAACUUGUUUUAUCAGUUGACUAUAAUGAUGAACAACACCAAUCUGACAAUAAAAUGAAUGAUGAAAAAAAAACAA
This is a messenger RNA of Aplysia californica (California sea hare), 2887 nucleotides long. RefSeq names its product zinc metalloproteinase nas-4. Gene Ontology annotation, molecular function: metalloendopeptidase activity; zinc ion binding. Gene Ontology annotation, biological process: proteolysis. The record is from RefSeq and is a predicted model, not a curated record. Lineage: Eukaryota; Metazoa; Mollusca; Gastropoda; Aplysiida; Aplysiidae.